Molecule: messenger RNA, 2631 nt
Organism: Punctularia strigosozonata HHB-11173 SS5
Lineage: Eukaryota; Fungi; Basidiomycota; Agaricomycetes; Corticiales; Punctulariaceae
Product: eukaryotic translation initiation factor 3 subunit 8
Exons: 7
Coding region: 1-2631 (876 amino acids)
Biological process (GO): translational initiation
Cellular component (GO): eukaryotic translation initiation factor 3 complex
Molecular function (GO): RNA binding; translation initiation factor binding; translation initiation factor activity
Source: RefSeq, a predicted model, not a curated record
AUGUCCAGAUUUUUCAGGCAAGCUGGCGACUCCGACAGUGACAGCUCUUCCUCUGAGGAGGAGGAGCUCAUGUCCUCCGACGAUGAGCGCCAGGCAAAACCCGCUGCGCCCGCGCAGAAAACACCAAUGUCCCGGUUCCUCCGCACGGCGGGGUCCGACUCCAGCGACGAAUCGUCGUCCGACGAAGAUGAAGAGAGUAUGAGUGAGGCAGAGGGGGAAGCAGCGCCCAAGCGGUCUCGGUUUCUGAGGACGGAGGAGGACGAGGAAGGCAGCGACGAGGACGGUGGAAAGCGGGUCGUGAAGAGCGCGAGGGACAAGCGAUUGGAGGAGAUGGAGGCGGCGGGCAAGGUGAUGGACAACGCGCUCAAAAUUAACGAUUGGGUCGCUAUAUCGAAUGGUCCACGGGGAUGCGCAGAAUUCGACAAGCUGGUUCGUAUGGUCCAGCGCCAACAGAACGUUUCGGAGCCCGUCCCGUCGUUCUAUAUUCGUACCCUCGCCAACUUGGAGACGUCGCUGAACCAGGCGGUGGCGAAGGAGAAGGAGGCCAAGAAGAUGAAUGCCAGCAAUGCCCGUGCCCUCACCGCGAUGAAGCAAAAGGUCAAGAAGACUAUUAAGGAGUAUGAGGAUAGUAUCAAGCAAUACCGCGAGGACCCGGAAGAAUUCGAGCGGAAAUACAAGGCUUCUUUGUCUGCCGGUCAACCACCUACUGCAUCCAGAAUUACUAGGGCGAGGAGGGCUGCAGAAGAAGCGGAGGAAGAAGGGGAAGGAGACGGCUUCGAGACCGUGGGGAGGGGUGGCAGGACCAUGCAAUUCACCGCCGAUUCCAUAUUCAAGCAGCUGCAACUUAUUCAGGAGGCUCGCGGAAAGAAGAACACAGACCGCCUGGAACAAAUACGUAUCCUCGAAAAGCUCCUCGAAGUUGCCGUGACUACCUACCAGCGCAUCCGCAUCCUCCUUGCCUUGGUCUCCUCUCGCUUCGACUUUACCCCUGCUUCAGCCACUCAUAUGUCUAUCGAGCUAUGGCUUGCCGCCCAGCGUGAGGUUGACCAGCUGGUGGCCAUCGUCGCCGCCGAACGGGCGUACUCCAUCCAAGAGGUUACGGAAGAGUACGAGGAGUUCGUCGAGCGCAGUCCGGAAACGGAGAAGGAUGGCAUCGUUCACAUCCGUGGAAGCAUCAUCAGCUUCGUGGACAGGCUGGACGAUGAGUUCACCAAGAGCUUGCAGAACAUCGACCCGCAUGGUACCGAAUACGUGGAACGUUUGAAAGACGAGAAGGGGCUCUACUGCACCAUCUGCCGGACACAGGCCUUAUACGAGAUCAGCGACCAGGAUGAUUCGUUGGCGCGAGUCAUCAUGCGGAGGCUUGAGCACAUUUAUUCGAAGCCCGACGCAGUGGUCAACGCUCUCGAGUCUGCUGCCAGCUCAGCCGGUGUGAAACCCAACAUGACGCUCGAAUCUGCCGGUUCCUCUUCCGCCCUCAUCCGCUCGCUCUGCGUGCAUCUCUACAAGUCCGGCAACUCCCUCCUCCGCACGCGGGCCAUGCUAAGCCACAUUUACCACCACGCGCUGCACAACGACUUCUAUACCGCGCGCGACAUGUUGCUCAUGUCGCAUCUUCAGGAGUCCAUCCACUCUGCGGACGUUGCAACGCAGAUUCUGUACAACCGCACUGUCGUGCAGCUCGGACUCUGCGCGUUCCGUUGCGGCCUGAUCAAGGAGUCCCAGGCGACGCUCCAGGACAUCUUCACGACCCAGCGCGUGAAGGAGCUGCUCGCCCAGGGUGUGCACCAGCAACGGUAUCAGACGCUGACGCCGGAGCAGGAGCGCGCGGAGCGCCAGCGCCAGCUGCCGUUCCACAUGCACAUCAACACCGAGCUGCUCGAGGCGGCGUUCCUCGUGUCGAGCAUGCUCGUCGAGAUCCCGCUCCUCGCCAGCCUCGACUCGGAAGAGCAGAAGCGGAAGGUGAUCUCGAAGCCGUUCAGGCGACUGCUGGACUUCGCGGAUCGCCAGGUGUUCACGGGCCCGCCUGAGAGCACGAGGGAUCACAUCAUGCAAGCCAGCCGGGCGCUGCAGGACGGUGAUUGGCAGCACUGCCGGGACCUCAUCCAGAGCAUCAAGAUUUGGAGCUUGAUGCCCGAAGCCGCUUCCGUCAAGGACAUGUUGGCGAAGCGCAUCCAAGAGGAGGGCCUGCGCACCUACCUCUACACUUACGCGCCGCAUUACACCACGCUGUCGCUCUCCGUGCUCUCGCGCAUAUUCUCCCUGCCCGUGCGGAACGUGACCUCGAUCAUCUCGAAGAUGAUCUGGAACGAGGAGCUUCCCGCGUCCAUUGACCAGUCCGCAGGCGUCGUCGUCUUCCAUCGCGUAGAGCUCUCGCGGACGCAGCAGCUUGUGCAGACGCUCGCGGAGAAGGUCGCGGCUAUGGUCGAGCAGAGCGAGAAGGCGAUCGACCUUAAGCUCGGCAACACCCCCGGCUGGAGCCGCGAGGAUGGCAACAAGGGCGGCGAGCAGACACAGGAGCGUCGGGGGCGGCGGGAGGGUGGGCGUGGCGGCCUUCGUGGCGGCGCACGUGGUGGACGCGGUGCACGCUUCGCGCAAGGACUCGGCAAUCAGAUGGCGGGUGGAAGGUAG